AUGAUAGGAACCAUCUUUCUUCUCUUCUUCUCUAUUUCAAGUUCUUCAUACACUUAUGCUUCUCUUACACUGUGUCGUCCAGACCAAAGGGACGCACUUCUCGAGUUCAAGAGUGAGUUUAAUGAUGAGGGAAUUCAGGGUGCUUGGACCUCGUUCUGUGUCACCUCUUCUCCCAAAAGAAAAUCAUGGGAAAACAAUACCGAUUGUUGUUAUUGGGACGGUAUCACAUGUGAUGCUAACUCAGGUGUGGUGAUUGGGGUAGACCUUAGUUCCAGCUGCCUCCAUGGCCAUUUCAAACCCAAUAGCAGUCUUUUCAGACUGCAAUAUCUCCGGAGUCUGAACCUUGCUUACAAUGAUUUCAAUGCCUCUUCAAUCCCAACUAGGAUCAAUGAACUCAUGGGCUUACAAAGACUUAACCUUUCCUACACUUCAUUUUCUGGUGAAAUUCCAACAGAGAUUCUUCACCUAACCAAGUUGGUCUCCCUCGAUCUUUCUUCUAUUUUUAUGUAUUCUCAGACUCUCUCAUCCCCUGGAAAACCCUUUCUUUCUCAACUUGCACAGAACUUAACAAACCUUAGACAACUUGAUCUGAGCCAUGUAAACCUUUCCUCAGAAAUGCCUCAGAUGAUGAUCUCAAACCUGACCUCUCUAAGAUCAAUCCGCCUUCAUGGUUGCAACUUAUUUGGUCGAUUUCCACGGCUGAGUCCUACUAUUCGAUCCAUUGAUUUGAGUGUCAAUCCACACCUAGAAUCCUCUCUCCCAGAAUUCAAUGGAAGUAACUCUCUUGUAUAUUUGGACGUCACUGAUACAUCUCUUUCAGGGAGCAUUCCAGAGUACUCUAUCAGCAACCUCAAACACUUGAAGGUUUUGAGUUUUUCCGACUGCAAAUUCACAGGGAAGAUUCCGUCUUCAAUUGGAAACCUUUCUCAUCUCAACAUUCUUGACUUUGGUUAUAAUAACCUUGCUGGUGAAAUUCCCACUGCGCUAUUCAAUCUUACAAAGUUAUCAUCCUUAUCACUCGCCUCCAAUCACUUCACAGGCACGCUUCCUCACAACAUCAAUUCACUCUCCAACUUGAAUAUCUUUAACGCGGCCUCAAACUCUUUCUUCGGAACAGUCCCUUCUACUUUCUUCAACAUUCCUUGUCUGGAGAGUCUUGAUUUGGGUGAUAACCAUUUCAGUGGCCCUCUUGAGAUUGGGAAUAUAUCUUCAAUGUCUAAGCUACAAAGCUUAGUUCUUUCAAAAAACAAUCUCACAGGACCAAUCCCUACAUCCAUAUCCAAAUUAGUCAACCUUGUGUAUCUUGAUCUUUCCUAUCUCAACACCCGAGGCCCACUUGACGUUGGUAUCUUCUGGCAUCUCAAGUCGCUCCAACAACUUACUCUAUCCCACAUAAAUACCACCAUUGCUAGGAUUGAUUUGAAUGCAGUUUUAUCCUUGCCUCUCAAGUCGUUGUCUAUCUUGGAUCUCUCAGGCAGUCACGUUUCAGUAGAAAACAUGAGUAGUUCAGUUUCCACCCUUUCAUCGCAGUUGAUAUAUUUGUUCUUGUCUGGCUGCGGUAUCACAGUGUUCCCAGAGUUCAUAAGCUCCCUACAAUAUAUCUCUAUGAUAGACCUUUCUAACAACAGCAUUAAAGGUCAAGUGCCCGCAUGGUUAUGGAGACUACCAGAAUUACAUUAUGCUGAACUUUCCUACAACGCAAUCAACGGUUUCAAAGAAUUCCCAAAAGAUGUCUCAAGAACGAUGAUGAGUUCACUAUUUCUGAACAAAAACAACUUGUCUAGAGAGAACCCCAGAGCAAUAUGUGACAUGGCCUCUCUAAGUGUCGUUGAUUUAUCAAACAACAACUUCAGCGGAUCUGUUCCACAAUGCCUCAGCAAUCUCAUCAAGAGGGGUCGCUAACAAUCACCUCACUGGAAAACUACCAGACGUAUAUCUCAACGACUGCAACCUAAGGUCACUCAAUGUUGGUCACAACCAAUUGGCGGGGAAACUUCCAAGAUCUCUGUCGGGU
This is a messenger RNA of Brassica napus (rape), 2014 nucleotides long. RefSeq names its product receptor-like protein 6. Lineage: Eukaryota; Viridiplantae; Streptophyta; Magnoliopsida; Brassicales; Brassicaceae. The record is from RefSeq and is a predicted model, not a curated record. Gene Ontology annotation, molecular function: protein binding. The transcript has 2 exons. Bases 1 to 1902 code for a protein of 633 amino acids.